AUGGAGAUUUUGACCAGCACUCUGGCUCGUCUCGUUUACGGAGUGGACUUGGCCAGUAUCCCUGAUGAAAAGAAAACCCGUCGUGGUAAACGCAACCCAAGCCAAGCUACUACAGUACGCGCUCGUCCGAAAUCAUUUACAGAUGCAGCCGUAAAUUAUCUACCUGGUCCCCCGGUACCGUUGCCAGCGGCUACCGCUCUGUCCCAAUCAUCUGUGCAUGUCACCUCUGUGGCCAGUCCGGUUGCUAUCGGAUUGCCAAAGACCUCACUGGUCGACGGGGAUGGGUCCUGUGGACGCGUGAGCGCAUCCAGCACCGAUCGAACGCGUACACCCAACAUAUCCCAAGUGGCCAGCAUGCCUACCACAACGGAUUGGUCUGAAAUGCCGGUGGAUGAGUCAAAUAAUUUUGAGUUCUCUCGGGUGAAUGCCGACCGGCAUCCAAUUUUUAAUACCGAAGAGGAAGAGGAUUCCGUGUCACUUGAUCUAAACGGAGCGUUGGCUGAGGACGAAGUAGAUUCGGGGACGCGACUGCGAAAUCGUUCACAGUCAAGGAUUGCGUUGCCCCGCAGCGCUGCGGGUACUCCCAGACAAGAUCAACGCGGAACUCUUGUCCCGUCGGGUGAAUCUAAUUUCUUCUCAUUGCGGCGAGCAGCCAGUGACUUGAACGAAGUACGUACCGCGCCCAAUUUCUCUCCGCAUGAUCCCACGUUCGGUGUGACAGACAGUUUCAGUCGUCCAGGUCGCCCUACGGCGGCGGUUUUUGCCACUGCGCGAAGUGCUACUCGUGCGUCUGUUUCUCCCGACAAUCUGUCCGUUCUGUCCAUUGGAUCCAUGGUAGUGGACAAACGCUCUCGACGAAUUUCUCCCUCACGAUCAUAUGAAUCACCAUUGCGGAAAAUUAACGGCGUUUUCCCCGGUUCACCUUCACCUCCGACUGGGGCUGGGCCUGUUUGCAUGGAUGAUGAUUCAUCGUCGAAUUUGAGUCGAAACGAAUGCGCUACCAGUAGUCGUACUUCAGCCGAUGAUACAUCCGAUCAUGUUGUUCAUCAGCCUAAGAUACGUGCGGAUCGAAAUAAUUCCAGUGUCACCGAUUUGCGUUGUGUGACCUGCAAUGCGUCACCCUCAUAUCCAGCGGCACGCAACAAAGUAUUGUUCCAGCGAAUAUCGCGUAUCCGGUCCCAAUCGAACUCCGUUCGACAUUCGCAGUCUAAAUCACUGACUGUUCGGUUACGGGAUAAACGAACUGCAAAACACACGUCCUUCCGUCAUACCAUGUAUAGUUAUACUUUGGGUUCCAGUCCUACAACGAAUUUGGAAGAUGAGCAGUGCGCAGACGGUCAUGAACCGAUUAUUCUCCCAGACGCCGUGCGUCCGACUUCUCGAUAUCUUCAUCGUGGUGACACGUUGACCGGUGAUUCGCCACAACAAGUACUAACCGUCGAUUCCAUGCACACACCGACCAAAUCUUGUUCGCAGCAGAACACAGUCAAUGUGGUUGCAUCUGAUACAAUCACACCCCGUUGUGUCCUCGCCGGUGGUCAGGCACGCGGUUGGACUCCUGAAUCGGUUGCCGUCUGUUGGCGGCGAUUCCUUGGAAUAUUGGGUCGUGUAAACUUGAUCAAAAGUGUACCCAAUCUGGAGCGAAUUUACACUUACUAUGCCGAUCUGACGAAUGUGCUGCUUCGAAUCCGUGAACAUCAACUGCUCACUCCGGCCUUACAGUUACCCGAUCAUCCCGGUCCUGUGAAAUUGUCAGCUAUUCGAAUUCUAAGCGAUGCUGUGAUUCGUUCCAUGGAUGGCAAGAUCGAUGAGGAGGUUCUAAGUCAAUUUUAUCUCAUACUGCAUCGGUAUUUGACUGCGUUCGAAAAACCCUGUAUACGCGAAAUCAUCCGCUCCUGUGGUCCACGUAUUUUCAGUUCUAAUUUGCCCGGGACACACUUACUAUUAUUGGAUUUUCUCAGAGGUGCGGCUCUCGUUCUCGAGGAUCAAAGUGGUGUGAAAGAGGCCCCUCGAACACAGGCGUUGCUCAUGUACACUAAUCUGUUGUGUUACCCGUACCACUUUGGACCUUUCGAGUCACUCGAGUCGAGCUCACCAAGCACGCUGAAACUCAUCACUUGUAAUGAUUUGAAAGAAAAAUUGAUAAAUGCACUUAUAUCGGCCGCACAAUCUGACCCAAAUGCGGAAGCCCGGUGUCUCGCUUUGACUGCUUUGGCUAUGCAUUGUGCAAUCGAACUGGUUCAUCUCCACGCCGAAAGUGCCACCCGGUCCAGGCACAUCACCCCUCCGACUAACACAUUGGUCAAUGACGCACUGGUUGUCCUCCUGGGUAUGAUGCGAUUCCCGGACCAUUCGGUUGCUGUCGUAGCUGUGGAAAUGGUCCUGAUGUUGGCCGAAUAUUGUGAUCUAUUCCUCAAAUUCAUGCCGCGUUUGCCACCGCUGAUUAUUCGGGUAAGUAAUGAACUCUGUCUGUCUAUCGGUCGUUGUCGGAAUACAAACUGUGGCCGCUCGGGGCGUUUCGAUCGAAUCUAUGCUGCUUUUGAAGCAAAUGGUCGACAGUGA
Messenger RNA from Echinostoma caproni, 2562 nucleotides. Lineage: Eukaryota; Metazoa; Platyhelminthes; Trematoda; Plagiorchiida; Echinostomatidae. The record is from the annotation of a GenBank genome assembly.